AAGGGGCGGAGCCGGGCUGCGUUCUGUCGGGCAGCCGGAGGCCGAAUCCCACCGAGGAGAGCCGAGUUGGGCCGAGGCUGGUGGCCCUAGGGAUCUGAGAGGAGGUUGUGGGGCGCGUCACACCUCGGCGGCUGGGCGGUGACAAAGAUGAUGGCUUCUGUCGCGCGGCCCCGCCCGGGCCUCGGACUGCCGAGGGUCUUGCCCUUCCCUUUGCUGCUGCUGAUGGCGGUGCUGAACAGCCCGGUGUCCGGCCGCGUCCCCCAUUCGGUGCCGAGGACCUCACUUCCUAUCUCCGAGGCUGACUCCUAUCUCACCCGGUUCACCAUCCCUCAGACAUACAAUUACUCUGUUCUCCUUGUGGAUCCUGCUUCCCAUACACUUUAUGUCGGCGCCCGGGACACCAUCUUCGCUUUAUCCCUGCCGUUUUCAGGGGAGAGACCCCGAAGGAUUGACUGGAUGGUGCCUGAGGCCCACAGACAGAACUGCAGGAAGAAAGGCAAGAAGGAGGACGAAUGUCACAAUUUUGUCCAGAUUCUCGCCAUUGCCAAUGCUUCUCACCUCCUCACUUGUGGCACCUUCGCCUUUGAUCCGAAGUGCGGGGUUAUUGAUGUGUCCAGUUUCCAGCAGGUUGAAAGCCUUGAGAGUGGCCGGGGGAAAUGUCCUUUUGAGCCAGCUCAGCGGUCAGCAGCUGUGAUGGCUGGGGGUGUCCUCUAUGCUGCCACUGUGAAAAACUACCUGGGGACGGAGCCAAUUAUCUCCCGGGCUGUGGGUCGUGCUGAGGACUGGAUUCGGACAGAGACCUUGCCGUCUUGGCUUAACGCCCCAGCCUUUGUCGCCGCCACGGCCUUGAGCCCAGCUGAGUGGGGGGAUGACGACGGAGAUGACGAGGUCUACUUCUUCUUUACGGAGAUUUCCCGAGCGUUUGAUUCGUACGAACGCGUUAAGGUCCCGAGGGUGGCCCGUGUGUGCGCGGGGGACCUUGGGGGCCGGAAGACCCUCCAGCAGAGGUGGACGACGUUUCUGAAGGCUGACCUGCUGUGUCCUGGGCCUGAGCAUGGCCGGGCCUCCAGUGUCCUGCAGGACAUGGCCAUUCUUCGACCUGAGCCUGGAGCGGGGACCCCCAUCUUUUAUGGCAUCUUUUCCUCCCAGUGGGAAGGGGCUGCCAUCUCUGCUGUCUGUUCCUUCCGACCACAAGACAUCCGGACAGUGCUGAAUGGUCCCUUCAGAGAGCUGAAACAUGACUGCAACAGGGGACUGCCUGUCAUGGACAAUGAUGUACCCCAGCCCAGACCUGGAGAGUGCAUCGCCAACAACAUGAAGUUCCAGCAGUUUGGUUCGUCGCUCUUCCUGCCUGACCGCGUGCUCACCUUCAUCCGGGACCACCCGCUCAUGGACAGGCCAGUGUUUCCGGCUGACGGCCACCCCUUGCUGGUCACUACAGAUACAGCCUAUGUCCGAGUUGUGGCGCACAGGGUGCCCAGCCUCUCAGGCAAAGAGUAUGAUGUGCUCUAUCUGGGGACAGAGGAUGGACACCUCCACCGAGCUGUGCGGAUUGGAGCCCAGCUCAGCGUCCUGGAGGAUCUGGCCUUAUUCCCAGAGCCACAGCCAGUUGAGAAUAUGAAAUUGUAUCAAAACUGGCUCCUGCUCGGCUCUGGUACUGAGGUCACACAAGUGAACACAACCAACUGUGGCCGUCUGCAGAGCUGCUCAGAGUGCAUCCUGGCCCGAGACCCUGUCUGCGCCUGGAGCGGUCGGCUAGCUGCGUGUGUGGCCCAUGAGGGAGAGCGUGGAGGGCUGGUUCAAGACAUAGAGUCUGCAGAUGUCUCUUCUUUGUGUCCUAAAGAGCCUGGAGAACACCCAGUGGUGUUUGAAGUUCCUGUGGCUGCAGCUGCACACGUGGUCUUGCCGUGUUCCCCGAGCUCAGCCUGGGCGUCCUGUGUGUGGCACCAGCCCAGUGGAGUGACUGCGCUCACCCCCCGGCAGAAUGGGCUAGAGGUGGCGCUGUCCCCAGGGGCCAUGGGUGCUUAUGCCUGUGAAUGUCAGGAGGGUGGGACGGCCCGCGUGGUGGCUGCUUACAGCUUGGUUUGGGGCAGCCAGCGGGGGCCCCCAAGCCGGGCUCACACAGUGGGGGCUGGACUGGCAGGCUUCUUCCUGGGGGUUCUUGCAGCAUCCCUGACUCUUCUCCUGAUUGGUCGGCAUCAGCAGCGGCAGCGACAGAGGGAGCUUCUGGCUAGAGACAAGGUGGGCUUGGACCUGGGGGUCCCAGCAUCCGGGACCACAAGCUACAGCCAGGACCCUCCCUCUCCCUCUCCCGAAGAUGAGCGGCUGCCCCUGGCCCUGGCCAAGAGGGGCAGUGGCUUUGGUGGCUUCCCUCCACCCUUCUUGCUCGAUCCUUGUCCGAGCCCAGCCCACAUUCGGCUGACGGGGGCUCCUCUAGCCACAUGUGAUGAAACGUCCAUCUAGGCCCGGGGAGGUGACUGCUAGUGUGUGAGUGACCACUGGAAUGGAAUGACCACUGGGGCUUUGGGGGUCGGUGAGCCUGGAGGACCAUAAUGGCCUCUGGGUUCUCUUUGGCCUUCAAGUGAUCAUUUGGACCUGCCUGUGUGCCCUCUCUCAGCCUGGAUGGGCUCAGGGCCAGGCCUUCACCCGACUCCCACUCAAGAUCAGAACUGCUCCCGCAGUGAUCAGGACUUUUUCCGCCCCUGCCCUUGAAACCUCUAUGACCCCUUCAGCCCAGUCUCCUGGGCCCAUCAGUUUGGGUCAGGGACGGCUGUGACUUUGCCUUCUAGCUGGGCCCUGGCCAGGAGGAGGCGCCCUGGAAGUGCCUGGGAGCUAAUAUGCACCGAGUCCUUUCGCUGGUUCUCCCGGUUUAUCGGAUUCUCCCUGGGGAGCGCAUGAUCCCCCAACUGCAACGUGGAAUCUCUGCCUGAGAUCUACCCCUUUGUCCAUGAAAGAGCGUGUGUAAAUACAUGGCUGUUCAUAGGUGACCUGGCCACCGUGCAUGGAUGACUGGGCCAGUGCUCAGGGGUGUUCAUGGGGAUUGAGGGGGGCAAAUCGGAACGAGUGCAGUGGCUGUAGAACUUUACACCCUGUGGCCAGUGAGGGAAUGCCUCUCCUUUCUAAAAGGAGACAAACCACUGCCCUGUUUCCAUCAUCUCACCAUAGCUGUCUGCUGAGUAGGAAAAAAACUCCCAAAGUGACCUUCUGGGUGGGAAAGUCAAUGGUACACAUGACCCCAUCUUUCUCUUUGUUUUAGCCUCCUGGCCACCACCACUGCCAUGUGCAGCGGGUCUUUCUCUGGCUGGACCCCUUUCCUUGGCUCCUUUUAAAAAUAAAUUUCACCACAUUCUAAAUAUCAGGGGAUGGCCAAAGGGGCCCAGUGAUGGGAGAUGCAAGCUGCACAGAGAUAGGUUCCUAUCAGUGACUUUAUUCAGGGUGACACCCUUGCUUUAAAGUGGGGUUUAUGGACUGGGGGUCCACGGACUCCCUGAUAUCGUAUGCAAAAUGCAGUCUGUCCAUGUGUGUCUGUGUUUUUCUCGGGGGGCGGGGGGAUUGUGACUCUCAUUAGAAUCUCAAGCCUUAACAAAGGACCACUACCCCAAGGUCACCACAUGUUGCCCAGGCGGAGGUGGUGCCACGUCGUGGCUGCUCUUCCUGCCUGGCCACACCUGCUCAGUGGCCAGCUCCUGGCCUGGCAGCCGCCAGAUGCCUCUGGUUCAUUCCCUGGAAGGUGGGUUCCUCCAAAUAUUUGAAGACACUGUCGACUGUCACCACAUAUACAGACUUCUUCCUGCUUCACGACUCCCACAUGCUCUAGGCUUCUCCUGGUCCGUUCCAGUCUUGGCCUGUGAAUGUGCCUCCCUUGUCCCUGGUGAGGAACUGCCUUGAGCUCCAGUGAAUGGUCCAGCCUCUUGGAGUUGAGGUUUUCAGCUCUACUUUCCACCGGCAGCAGCCUGUGAACUACUCAAGAGUCCCCUUGGGCUUUGAAUGAUCAGUGGCUUUGCCGCUAGUAAGUGUCUGAUCUUCAAAGAGUGAUCUAACCUAGGAGCAACAGUUGACGCAUCUGUAAAGUGGGGAUAAUAAUACCUACCUCAAGGUUGCUGCAGGGAUUAAAUGCGAGAACAUCCAAACAAUAAAGCACUGUCUAUACCAGGGGA
Molecule: messenger RNA, 4157 nt
Organism: Phacochoerus africanus (Common warthog)
Lineage: Eukaryota; Metazoa; Chordata; Mammalia; Artiodactyla; Suidae
Gene: SEMA4F
Product: ssemaphorin 4F
Exons: 14
Coding region: 148-2463 (771 amino acids)
Biological process (GO): negative chemotaxis; neural crest cell migration; negative regulation of axon extension involved in axon guidance
Molecular function (GO): semaphorin receptor binding; chemorepellent activity
Source: RefSeq, a predicted model, not a curated record